AUGGCGGAAUCUGGAUUCUCUUUCGUACCAGAAGACGUUGUCUUCAACAUCUUCUUCAAGCUCCAAGACGAUCCGAGAAACUGGGCUCGUCUCGCAUGCGUCUGCACCAAGUUCUCCUCGAUUGUACGAAACGUUUGCUGUAAAACACAGUGCUACUCCGCGAUACCCACCGUCAUCUCGGAUCUCCUCCCUUCACCCUCCGCCGCUUCGGCUUCCGCUUCUUCAUCUUCAGCCUCCGCGGAUUCGUCUCUUCCUCCUCCCGGCGGUUGGGCUUCUCUCUAUAAACUCGCCGUUUGCUGUCCUGGCCUCCUCCACGCCGGAAUUCUCCUGGAAAACUCCGAUUUCGGUCUAGAACGUGAGCUCGGCCCCGAUCAAAGCCUCGAUAGACUCGAUCCGAAACCUAUACCGACGGAUCCAGCUCGCGACGACGGUGAAGUUUCGAAUCCAAUCGGAUCUACUUUAGAGACGUCUUCGUUUUGGUCUCUCUAUGACGACCUCUACACCGAUACUCUUUCCGCUCCUCCCGAAGAAUCCGUCGAGGAACAGGACGAAAUCGAAACGAGCGAGAUCAGACCUGGACGGGAUCUCCCGGCAAGGAAACGGCGGAAGAUUUGCCGAUCCCUAGGGUCUCAUCUGGCUUCCGGCGCCUGGAAUCUCAGCAGAGAACAAGGCAACAAGCUCCUCGCGAGCAGAUUUCGCGGUGAUUGUCUGUACAUAUGCAAUUGGCCUGGAUGCAUCCACGUCGAAGAGAAGCGGAACUACAUGUUGUUCAGAGGCGUUUUCAAGGAUUUCAAAAGGUCUCGAGUGUGGAGAACGAUUAACGACGGUGGUAAUCGGAGUAAGGUUUCGGGGUUGAAAUGCGCCUUCUGUGUGUGCGACGAGACUUGGGAUCUGCAUUCGUCGUUUUGCUUGAGAAGAGUCUUUGGGUUUCACGAUGAUGGUGAACCAGUCGUGAGAGCUUAUGUCUGUGAGAAUGGUCAUGUCUCUGGUGCUUGGACUGCUUUACCUCUCUACACUUGA
Thlaspi arvense is the source of this 1020-nucleotide messenger RNA. Lineage: Eukaryota; Viridiplantae; Streptophyta; Magnoliopsida; Brassicales; Brassicaceae. The record is from the annotation of a GenBank genome assembly.